Molecule: messenger RNA, 2363 nt
Organism: Brachypodium distachyon (stiff brome)
Lineage: Eukaryota; Viridiplantae; Streptophyta; Magnoliopsida; Poales; Poaceae
Product: MACPF domain-containing protein At1g14780
Exons: 7
Coding region: 288-2123 (611 amino acids)
Biological process (GO): regulation of salicylic acid mediated signaling pathway; plant-type hypersensitive response
Cellular component (GO): plasma membrane
Source: RefSeq, a predicted model, not a curated record
CCUACGAGAACCACCCUGUCCUGUGGACCCCCACCUGCCGCAUUCUCACCAAACCCCCUCCUUUCCUUCGACCUUUUCCAUAGUCAAACCUUCCUUCCAAUUCAUCUUCUCCUCCUCGCCUCGGCUCAUCUUCUCGCCGAGGACGCAUCCGCACCAGAAAAACGAGGAACGCGUGCGCCUGGGCACAGCUAGAAAUCAAGCUAAGCUCUAGCUGUGCUGUCCAUCGUCGCGGGGUGGUUUCUCGGAGGAGGCUAGCGCGUGGGGGUGGGGUGGACAAGGAAGGGGCGAUGAUGGAGGUGGGGGAGGAGGCGGCGAGGGCGCUGGGCGCCGGGUUCGACCUCACGUCGGACUUCCGCCUCCGCUUCGCCAAGCCCCGGCGCCGCCUCGUGGACCUCGACGAGACCGGGGCCAGGGACGUCCCCGUCCCGGGCGGCGGCGGCGCCGUGCUGCGCGGGGUGCCGCGCGACGUCGGGAUCGACAAGGGAGACCGCAUCCGCUUCCGCUCCGACGUCCUCGAGUUCAACCAGAUGUCGGAAUUACUUAAUCAGAAAUCUUCAGGCCAAGGGAAAGUGCCUUCAGGCUAUUUCAAUGCGCUUUUUGAUUUGACUGGAGCUUGGUUGACAGAUACCAAGGAGACUAAACAUCUUGCAUUUGAUGGAUAUUUCAUUUCCUUGUUCAACUUGAACUUAAAAGCUUCUCCAUUGGUUCUUCGCGAUGAAGUCAAAAAGGCUGUUCCAUCAAAGUGGGAUCCUGUAGCACUAUCUUCUUUUAUCAAAACUUAUGGGACACACAUAAUUGUUGAAAUGGCUGUUGGAGGUCAGGAUGUGAUCUGUGUUAAGCAAAGUCAUUCUUCAACUAUUUCGUCUGCCGACCUAAAGCUACAUCUGGAAGACCUUGGCGAUUUUCUAUUCUCUGAUGGGAAGAACCUCUCCCCCAUACACCGUAAGACCAAGGAUGGCAAGACCAAGGUGCCUGAUGUUUUCGUCAGGAUAGUACAGCAGCCUAAUAAUUUACAUCUUUCCAGCUACUCAGAGUCAUCAACCAAGGACGGCCUCACUAUUACAUGUUCGAAAAGAGGUGGAGAUGUACGUAUACCCAGUCAUUCCAAGUGGCUACAAACAGUUCCAAAGAAUCCUGAUGCUAUAAUGUUUAAAUUUGUUCCGAUAACCUCUCUUCUUACGGGUAUUCCUGGUAGUGGUUACCUCAGCCAUGCCAUUAAUUUAUAUCUUCGCUACAAACCUGAUCUUGAUGAAUUACAACAUUUCUUGGAGUUUCAAGUGCCUCUACAAUGGGCGCCACUGUUCAAUGAGCUUGUCCUUGGGCCUCAAAAGAGAAAAGGCUCAUACCCUUCAUUGCAGUUCAGAUUCCUUGGCCCCAAACUUCGAGUCAGCACUUCUCAGGUAUCUAGUACCCAGAAGCCUGUUGUUGGCCUUCGGUUAUAUCUUGAGGGUAGGAAGUGCAAUCGGUUGGCCAUCCAUGUUCAGCACCUCUCUAGUGUCCCAAGCAUGCUUGGAGACUCGAUGGCCUCUUCGAUGUCAGAGUGGCGUGAGUCGGAAGAGAAUGACCCAGGGUACAUUGAGGCCAUCCAGUGGAAGAGUUACUCAUGUGUUUCCACAUCUGCCGUAAAGUACAACCCCGAGUGGCAUAAGAGAGUUUCUGGUGGAGCUUUCAUCGUCACCGGUGCGCAGCUCGUCACAAAGGGAACCUGGGCAAGGAAGGUUCUCCAUCUGCGGCUCCUCUACACGCACAUCCCAAACUGCACCGUACACAAGUCAGAGUGGACCCGGGCACCGGCAGCAUCUCACAAGGGAAGCUUCCUGACAACAAUAAGCACAACUCUGAGCUCUCCUUUCAUGCAUCGCAACGCGCAGCCUGCCCCAAAGCAUGAGCCGGCACAACUGAAUUCAGGUGUUUACCCUGACGGACCACCCGUCCCUCUUCAGUCAAGGAAGCUCCUGAAAUUCGUCGACAUGUCAGAGGUGGUGAAGGGGCCGCAUGAUGUCCCUGGGCACUGGCUGGUGACUGCUGCCAAGCUUGUGAAGGAAGGGGGGAAGAUCGGAUUGCAUGUGAAGUUUUCUCUGCUCAAUUAUGAUACAGAGCAGCCACUGUAUGAAGUAUCAUGAGUUGAUCAUUGUAGAUAGCGCAGGUUGUUGUUCAUCUUUGUAGUUGUCAGGAUUUUGGGAGCAGCAUUAGGAUAUUUUUUUUACCAAUUUUUUUGCCUACAGAAAAUGUAUAAAUGACAGACAAUAAACAAAGAGCACCGUAUUGACAAUGCUCCAUUCUUUUCUUUUCCCCUUUUUUGCCGUGUAACUAGAGUAUCUGCUUGUAAAUUAUGAUAUAUAUGACUAUUUUAUACUGACUCA